This is a messenger RNA of Hyalella azteca, 1067 nucleotides long. RefSeq names its product larval cuticle protein LCP-22-like. Lineage: Eukaryota; Metazoa; Arthropoda; Malacostraca; Amphipoda; Hyalellidae. Gene Ontology annotation, molecular function: structural constituent of chitin-based larval cuticle. The transcript is spliced from 3 exons. Gene Ontology annotation, cellular component: chitin-based extracellular matrix. The coding region runs from base 65 to 418 and encodes 117 amino acids. The record is from RefSeq and is a predicted model, not a curated record.
GCCGAACCUCUUCAGUGAAGAUAUCAAGCUGUGGAAUACAACAUUUCUAUUAAAUAAAAGUAAAAUGAAUUCCCUGGGUUUCGUCUUUAGUUUGUUGACCGUGUCAGCAAUGGCGCUGGCGAUGCCUCAGUUGGGAGGCGGUAGGAACGAUGCUCAAGCGACGAUCGUCCGUGAUGAUCGCAACAUAAACAACGACGGCAGCUACCAGUUCAUGUACGAGACCAGCAAUGGCAUCUUCAGGCAGGAACAGGGGCGAGAAAACAACGGCAUGGAGCAAUCCGGAGGCUGGAGCUACACAUCACCUGAAGGAAUACCUGUGGAAAUCACUUUUGUGUCCAACGCUGGUGGCUAUCAACCUGUCGGUGCCCUGCUGCCUGUCGCACCUCCUCUACCUUAUCAACGCACUCAGGUCUACUAGAUCCACAUCACCAGCCCCCAAGUCUUCUUUACCCACAUCCCAGCUCCAAGUCUUUUUUACCCACAUCCCCAGCCCCAAGUCUACUAUAGACCCACAUUAACAACUCCAAGUGUACUAGACCCACAUCCCCAGCUCCAAGUCUUCUACUUGGUCUACUGAAGUCGUCUACUUGGUCAAGUCUACUUGACUGAAUCACCAGCCCCCUGGUUUACUAGACCCGCCUCAAAACUGCAAAUUCAAAGUACUAAUUUGUUUUAAUUGCACGAAAUUAAAAAGUUAUUGCUAAAAGAAACAAUGCAAACUUUUUAUUCCGAUUUUCUCGUUAAUCCCGGAAAUGAAGUUAAUUUUUGUGAGCUUGAAUUAACAAUCAACCAAAGAAUUGAAUUAAACGUUGAAAAUUUUUAUUUCUAUUGCUAUCACGUAGAUAUUGAAGUUUUUUCAUGAAUAACCUUCCGUUGACCGGCUUUCGCAUCAACAACUUUUACGACAUGUAGGAUACAGCGUUUUUACCUUCUUUUAUCGUAUUAUUGUUGCUUAGAUAAGAAAGGAUAUAAAUGUUUUUACGCCUGAUUGCAUGACAAUAUCGUCUGCUGAUUGAGUUAGUUUUCUUAAAAAAAGAUUCAGUUAAGGAUUUUUUAUUGUGAUUUAA